AUGGCAUACCAACAGUUCGCUGAUUUUUCCACGAAUUCAACAAAUCCCUUCUAUCUCCAUCCAAAUGAAAAUCCUGCAUUGAUAUUGGUUUCUCCCCUCCUUGACGAUAAGAACUAUCAUAGUCGGGCUAGGUCUAUGCACAUUGCCUUGAUUUCCAAGAACAAGGAUAAGUUCAUUGAUGGAUCUCUUGGUAAACCACUGGUUUCUGAUCCUCUUUAUGCGCCAUGGAUUUGUUGCAAUACGAUGGUGCUUUCUUGGAUUCAUCGUUCUAUUUAUGAGUCAAUUGCAAAGUCAGUUCUUUGGAGUGAUAAUGCUGCAGAUGUUUGGAAAAAUUUGCAUAUCCGAUUCUCUCAUGGUAAUAUCUUCCGCGUCUCUGAUCUUCAGGAAGACAUCUACAAGCUUCGCCAAGGUAAUCUUGAUGUCUCCAAUUACUUUACUCAGCUGAAAGUUUUAUGGGAUGAACUGGAAAAUUAUAGACCUAUUCUUGCUUGUUCAUGUGCCAUUCCCUCUUCUUGUGGAGCUGUUGCAUCAUAUAAGCAUUAUCGUGCACAAGAUCAGGUGAUUCGAUUUCUCAAAUGUCUAAAUGAGAAGUUUACCCACUCCAAAUCUCAAAUCAUGAUGAUGAAUCCUAUGCCUGACAUAGACAAAUCAUUCUCUCUGAUUAUUCAGCAAGAAAGAGAGCUCAAUAGUUCCAAUUCUUCUUUGGUCAAGGCAUCAUCGAAUCCUGAAGAGAUUACUACUAUUUGCCAAGUUCAGGCAUCUUCUGGUAAUUCUCAUAGCAAACCUGGUCAGAACUCCUCUAAAGGAAGAAUUCAAGGUUAUGGUAAAGGCCACAAUCGUGUUUGCACACAUUGUGGUAGGACCAAUCACACAGUGGAAACAUGUUUUCUCAAACAUGGCUAUCCACCAUGUUUCAAGACUAAGGGAAAGUCUCCAUAG
Messenger RNA from Vicia villosa (hairy vetch), 939 nucleotides. RefSeq lists its product as uncharacterized. NCBI's taxonomy places the organism in Eukaryota, Viridiplantae, Streptophyta, Magnoliopsida, Fabales, Fabaceae. The record is from RefSeq and is a predicted model, not a curated record. The transcript has a single exon. The coding region runs from base 1 to 939 and encodes 312 amino acids.